GUUUUCAUGUGCACAUUUAAAUUAGCCGGAGUGUUUUUUAUGUCGCGCUCCUCGUCUGAUUUAAUCAGAGUAUCGUUUUAUUUUAACACAGUUUAAGAUCACAUUAAGGCUUAUUUUCUACCUCAAACACCUCGAGAUGGCAGGGAACUUCUGGCAGAGCUCACAUUAUCUGCAGUGGGUUCUGGACAAACAGGAUCUGAUGAAGGAGAGACAGAAAGAUCUCAAGUUCCUCACAGAGGAGGAAUAUUGGAAGCUACAGAUAUUUUUUGCCAAUGUGAUUCAAGCCUUAGGGGAACACUUGAAACUCAGGCAGCAGGUCAUCGCCACGGCAACUGUCUACUUUAAGCGUUUCUACGCCAGGUACUCUCUGAAGAGCAUAGACCCUGUGCUGAUGGCCCCCACAUGUGUGUUUCUGGCCUCUAAAGUAGAGGAAUUUGGUGUUGUUUCGAACACACGCCUUAUUUCAGCAGCAACGUCUGUGUUGAAAACGAGGUUCUCUUAUGCCUUUCCAAAGGAGUUUCCCUUCAGAAUGAACCACAUCUUGGAGUGUGAGUUCUACUUACUGGAGCUCAUGGACUGCUGUCUGAUUGUGUACCACCCUUACAGACCGUUACUGCAGUAUGUGCAGGACAUGGGUCAGGAGGACAUGCUGCUGCCACUGGCUUGGAGGAUAGUGAAUGACACCUACAGGACAGACCUGUGUCUGCUUUAUCCUCCAUUUAUGAUUGCACUGGCCUGCCUGCAUGUGGCCUGUGUGGUGCAGCAGAAAGAUGCCAGGCAGUGGUUUGCUGAGCUGUCUGUUGACAUGGACAAGAUCCUGGAGAUCAUCAGGGUGAUUCUGAAACUCUAUGACCAGUGGAAGAACUUUGAUGAUAGGAAGGAAAUGGCUGCUGUGCUCAACAAGGUGCCCAAACCCAAACCCCCUCCUAACAGUGAGACUGACCAGAGCUCAAACGGGAGCCAAAACAGCUCGUACAGUCAGUCCUAGAGCGGCCCCUGCUGGAGGACCUGAGGCGGAGUCACACACAAACAGCACAUCCUGGCACAUCUAAAUGCUGCUUUACACAAGCACAUUGUUUUAUGACCACGGGGAAACCCAUUCCCGGCACAAAUCCUCUCUUUCCUGUCUUCUGGGUUCUUCCAGCAAUCAGAGCAGAGAGAAUGAUGCCACCUCCUUCCUUCCUUCCUUCCACCAAUCAGAGCAGCCCAUGUCAGAACUGCUCACCAAUAGAAAAUAUGCUUUGAUUUAAAGUUUAUUGCCAAGCUUAAGGCUGUAGUCUUGAAUGUUACUGACACACACACACAAACGCACCUCAUUGGGUAUCUACUUGAUUAAGAGGGGUGCUGUUUUCCCAGAUCUUUGGUAGUCGAUGGUCCUGACUUCCUUGAAAAGUCCCAUUAAGCUUCUUUCAGCGGACGCUCUUUGGGAACUAAGAAAACUUGAUUCUUUUCUGUCUGAGAGCGACAAAUGGAGAGUGUGUGUGUUUAAUCGUGAAUAUAUUUGUAUGCUUGCCUCUCGUUGACCAUAUCACAGUUUGUAUUCCUCAGGGAAACGGAUCAGUCCUCUCUACAAAGUGGCUGUCUGUAAACUGAUUGGCCACAGGGCUAUGUGACGGCGAUCUUUUGAACCCUCGUACUGUGUAAUCAAAUCCUGAUCGGAUAUUUGACACACGUGUGCAUGUGAGUUAGAAUGCACAAGUGACACAUAUAGUUCAGUUGAUCACAAUAUGCUUCAUACAAGAUUGUAAAUAUGCUUUCCAUUUAUAGCCCUUGACUUUGUUUUUAUCAUUUUUGUCUUAUUAUAAAUUUACUGUAUGGUUAUGCUACAUAUAGUGUACUUUCCAGAACCCAAAUGCUGUUUUUUUUGCUUUCAUUUUGUGAAUUGAUGUCUCUGCAGCUGCAGCACACUGAAGUAUCUCAUCACGUUUAAUAGAGGACAAGCCAAUGUCUUGAGGCUUUUGGAAAUGUAGACCUACAUGUUGGCUGUGGUUAUCAAGUCCCUCACUUCCCAUCAUUUGCAUCUCAAUCAUUAGUUUGAGGGACAUAAAGGACCUCAGAAGAUUUUACAGUACAUACAUGUCUGGCUGUGUUUUGAAUGGAAUUUUUGUUUUUGGCUUCAUUUUUUACGUUUAGUUGUGGUUUAGGAGUGUUGCCUCGUCUUUAUUGAGGGAACUUGAAUAAAUGUGGCCCUUCUCCGUGAUGCGGUGUAUGUAUUAUUUGCCUGUAUAUAUAUAGUAUUUGAUAAUGUGAGCGCUGUGAAAGGUGAGAGGGCUUGGAGUGUUGUUCUCAUUCGUUUGUCUAUAAUGGAGCUCAGAAGCCUUAUUGAAUAAAGCUGCUGUUGAAACAAAAA
Molecule: messenger RNA, 2350 nt
Organism: Cyprinus carpio (common carp)
Lineage: Eukaryota; Metazoa; Chordata; Actinopteri; Cypriniformes; Cyprinidae
Product: cyclin-C
Biological process (GO): positive regulation of transcription by RNA polymerase II
Cellular component (GO): mediator complex; nucleus
Molecular function (GO): cyclin-dependent protein serine/threonine kinase regulator activity
Source: RefSeq, a predicted model, not a curated record